Molecule: messenger RNA, 2594 nt
Organism: Esox lucius (northern pike)
Lineage: Eukaryota; Metazoa; Chordata; Actinopteri; Esociformes; Esocidae
Product: rho-related GTP-binding protein RhoQ
Exons: 5
Coding region: 369-1016 (215 amino acids)
Biological process (GO): cortical actin cytoskeleton organization; small GTPase-mediated signal transduction
Molecular function (GO): GTPase activity; GTP binding
Source: RefSeq, a predicted model, not a curated record
AGCGCCAAUGCAAACUAGCCGAGGGACCGAGAGUCCAGGGGCAAACUGGGGAACAGGCUCGGCAGUCCGCAGCGAAAAGACAUAGGGCGGGGGAUUGGGAGUGAAACCGUUUAGACUCGUGGGACUUUUUUUUACUUUGCUGUACCGUUAAUUAGCCACCCUGUACAGUGUGUUUCCGUUUCUCUAUGUUUGGUGGACAUAAACCCUAUUCAAGGCUACGUUAGGAAACCGUGGACGGCAGCGGGGAGAAUACAUUUCCAUUGCAUCGCACAGUUGGACUCCGACUCUGGUGAUGCCGGUGGCGAGGGGAUUGCCGUGCAACUCAGGGAAACAGGGCGUUGGAGGAUGAUGGUAAUAAUAGAAUCAUCAUGGCAAACGGUACCGGCACUAUUAUGUUGAAAUGCGUUGUGGUUGGAGACGGGGCUGUAGGCAAAACGUGUCUGUUGAUGAGCUAUGCCAAUGACGCCUUUCCAGAGGAGUAUGUGCCCACUGUGUUUGACCAUUAUGCAGUGAGUGUCAACGUUGGUGGGAAGCAGUACUUAUUGGGACUUUACGACACAGCUGGUCAGGAGGACUAUGACCGUUUGAGGCCUUUGUCCUACCCAAUGACCGAUGUCUUUCUCAUCUGCUUCUCUGUGGUCAACCCGGCUAGUUUCCAGAACGUGAGGGAAGAGUGGGUCACCGAGCUGCAGGAGUACGCCCCAAGUGUCCCCUACCUCCUCAUAGGCACCCAGAUUGACCUUCGAGAUGACCCUAAGACCAUCGCCAAACUAAAUGACAUGAAGGAGAAGCCCAUUACCACAGAGCAGGGCCAGAAGUUAGCCAAAGAGUCUGUACCUCCCUCGCUUCUCCAGAUUGGUGCUUGUGUCUACGUGGAAUGCUCGGCUCUCACCCAGAAAGGACUGAAAACUGUGUUUGACGAGGCCAUCAUUGCCAUCCUGACCCCCAAGAGGAAGAAGUGUGUCCUGAAGACAAGACUGGGGCCACGCUGUAUUAACUGCUGCCUCAUCACGUGAGACUGAUGGAAACCUCCAAAAACACCUGGGUCCUAUUUAUUACGGCAUGCAAUGGAAAACCUACAUUUGUUUUUGUCAAAAACUGUGGGGAAAAAACUAAUUUCUUAUUGGGCAAGAUCAGGUAGCCCCACAUUGUUUCCGACUUUUAUUCCAUUUAGUGCCUAAUGAAUACACUCCUGAAUACAAACAUGGGUGGGUCAUAAAUUGUGAAAAAGCAACUGAAGGAGCAAAAUAGAUUUUUUUAAUCAUUUUUUUUGUCUGGAGGGAUGGUCUCUCCUGCUGUCGACCAAUGGAGUUAGGGUGCAACUUUAUUACCAAAGGAUCCCAACACCCAAAUCAACAACGCCCUUCAGUAAGACUUUAUUUGCCUUUGAGAAUUUCUUUUUCAACUUUUUAAAAAUAAUUUUCAUGUGCAAAAAUGUUGUAAGCUAGCAGAAAACACAUCUAUAUUAUGGUGUUCAUUUUACCCCUGAUAUACUGUUAUUUUUUUAAGCCGACAAGUGGGUGCACUGCAUUCAAGGAAAGCGCUUUCCAUCAGGAAAGUGCCUCACGUUGUCUGUUUCGAUAACUCAUGUCCGCCACUACCAAUUCAGUGCUCACGGUUUAAGACUCCAACGUCAUUGAUAUGUGGAUAUGUUUCUUUUAAAGCCUGUCCCAUAUUCUAGCACACUGUUUGCUCCAUUUGCUCAGUUUUCAGUUCUGUUAUUACAAAAGCGUUAACUCAGCGGUGCCCAAAAAAGUUAAACGCACACUAUAUGGGAGGCAGGGAUGUGGGGAGGGCGAUGCAAACCGACAUCUCCGUCCCGCAACAUGAAGCACAGUCCGCACGCUUAUUCCUGCGUGUUAAAGCUGAGGUAUGAAAAUCCUCCGGCCCACCUCUACUCAUGGCACUCUGUCAUGCUGACCUAAACAUACUGUGCACAAUGGUCUGUACAGAACCAGCCCGUUUCAGUACAGCACAGUCUGGCCCGGUUCCAUACUGUGAAAAGCGUAUUCAGUAAUUUUGCAGUUUAAGCACAAAACAUGCGGUUACGACAUCCUCUGCCAUUGGCCAAGUGGAUGCAUGCAUGAGCACAAUAAGCUUUCUCAUUUAUCUCAUCCCACCCGCCCCAAGAAGGCCCUCUUCAUACGCGUACUACUUCCCCAUUUGGAUGGACAUUUAGAUUACGGUUUGUAAGCCAAACAACUGUCGUCGGGACCCUUUUGUUUUGUCUUUUAAUAACAUUUUCUCCCUAUUAUUAUAAUUUUCUCAUCUUUUUUAUUCAUAAGGAAGGUGACAACUGCUUGCUUUACUGCCUGAUCUUAUAGUUGUACAUUGUUAGUUCAGGGUUGGACUUGCUGCUUGAAUGUAAAUGGUGCUCCUGUUUUUCUUGCUCUGUCCCUCCCUGCUGCGCUGUGUAUUGGGUUUUUUCUCCUUGAAGAGCACAACAUACUUGAGUGGUAACAUUCACUCUUUACCAGGAGUUGUUGCACUUACUGCUACUGAGCUAAAUCUAACGGAUCUAUAGCAGUACAGAACUUUGUGCAGUGUCGAGUUAAGCCUCUUUUUUUUCUGAAUAAACGUGUUUACUAUCUCAA